This is a messenger RNA of Leptopilina boulardi, 2861 nucleotides long. It is a transcript of the gene gammaCOP, whose product is annotated as coatomer subunit gamma. Gene Ontology annotation, molecular function: structural molecule activity. Lineage: Eukaryota; Metazoa; Arthropoda; Insecta; Hymenoptera; Figitidae. Gene Ontology annotation, cellular component: Golgi membrane; endoplasmic reticulum; endoplasmic reticulum-Golgi intermediate compartment. Gene Ontology annotation, biological process: protein secretion; intra-Golgi vesicle-mediated transport; organelle transport along microtubule. The coding region runs from base 95 to 2728 and encodes 877 amino acids. The transcript has 7 exons. The record is from RefSeq and is a predicted model, not a curated record.
CUUAAUUGGGGUGGAUGGCCGUAUUCAAUUCAUAGGUGACGUGUCUGUCAGUAUUUAUGUUAAAAAUUCUGUCAGGGAUUUUUAAGAAAAAAAAAUGAACGCCUUUAAGCGUGAUAAAAAAGAAGAGGAGGAUGGGGGUGGAAAUCCAUUUCAAAAUUUGGAGAAAACAUCAGUUCUCCAAGAGGCGCGUACAUUUAAUGACACAUCUGUCAAUCCACGUAAAUGUGCACAUAUUUUGACGAAAAUUUUAUAUUUACUAAAUCAAGGAGAACAACUUGGCAGUACAGAAGCGACAGAAACAUUUUUUGCAAUGACAAAAUUAUUUCAAUCACGCGAUGUUGUAUUACGUCGUUUAGUUUAUUUGGGAAUUAAAGAAUUGAGUUCAAUUGCUGACGAUGUUAUUAUUGUUACUUCAAGUUUAACAAAAGAUAUGACGGGAAAGGAGGAUCUUUACAGAGCUGCUGCUAUUAGAGCAUUAUGUACAAUAACGGAUGCUGGAAUGUUGGCGGCAAUUGAACGAUAUAUGAAACAGGCAAUUGUUGAUCGUUCACCAGCAGUAUCGAGUGCUGCAUUAGUAUCAUCGUUACAUUUAACAAAAGUAUCAAAUGACGUUGCACGAAGAUGGGCAAAUGAAGCACAAGAAGCAUUAAAUUCUGAUAAUGUUAUGGUACAAUAUCAUGCACUUGGUGUAUUAUAUCAAGCGCGUAAAUCCGAUAAACAUGCUGUUAUUAAAUUAGUUGGUAAAUUAAUGCGAAGCAGUCAAAAAAGUCCCUAUGCAUCAUGUUUAUUAAUACGUAUGGCUUGUAAAUUAUUGGAAGAAUUAGAUAAUGAUGGUGGUGGUGAAUUAUUGGAUUUUGUUGAAUCUUGCCUACGUCAUAAAUCAGAAAUGGUUGUAUUUGAAGCGGCGCAUGCACUUGUUAAUUUAGGACGUAGUGGUACACGUGAAAUACAACCAGCAAUAUCGGUAUUACAAUUAUUUUGUGGUUCACCAAAACCGGCAUUAAAAUUUGCCGCUGUACGUUCAUUGAAUAAAGUUGCAAUGACACAUCCUGGUGCAGUGACAGCGUGUAAUUUGGAUUUGGAAAAUUUAAUAACCGAUUCAAAUAGAUCAAUUGCAACAUUGGCUAUUACAACAUUAUUGAAAACUGGUGCCGAGAGUUCCGUUGAUCGUCUUAUGAAACAAAUUGCCACAUUUGUUUCAGAAAUAUCGGAUGAAUUUAAAGUUGUCGUUGUACAGGCUAUUAGAGCGCUUUGUCAGAAAUUUCCUCGUAAGCAUGCGGUUUUGAUGAAUUUCCUCUCGGCAAUGUUAAGAGACGAAGGUGGUUUGGAAUAUAAGGCAGCAAUUGUCGAUACAAUUAUUGCAGUAAUGGAGGGUAAUUCAGAGGCAAAAGAAGCGGGUCUUGCGCAUUUAUGUGAAUUUAUUGAGGAUUGUGAACAUACAUCGUUGGCAGUGAGAAUUCUUCAUUUAUUGGGACAAGAGGGACCAACAUCGAAACAACCAUCGCGUUAUAUACGUUUUAUUUAUAAUCGUGUUAUAUUGGAAAGUGCAAGUGUUAGAGCAGCUGCUGUCACGGCAUUAGCACAUUUUGCCGCUGCAUGUCCACAAUUAUUGCCAAAUAUUCUUGUACUAUUGGUACGUUGUCAAUUAGAUUCUGAUGAUGAGGUACGCGAUCGUGCAGCAUAUUAUUGUUCAAUUUUACAAGGACAACAUGAUCCAACAAUUAUACCACUUGUUCAACCGCCAUUACUUUCGAUUCCAAGUCUUGAGAGAGCGUUGAGAAAUUAUUCACGUUCAUCAAUGGAGGAGGCUUUCGAUAUAUCUGAAAUACCAACAGCGCAAAUAAUUGAGGAACCAAUACCAACGGAAAUUCAUACAGCAAUUAAACAACAGACGCCAAAAUUGUCGCGCGAAGAAAGCUUUAUGGAGAAAUUGUCACAAGUACCGCAAUUAAUGAUGGCGAUAAGAAAUGCAACACUUUUUAAAUCGUCACCAGUUGCUGAAUUAACAGAAUCGGAAACUGAAUAUAAUGUGAAAUGUGUAAAGCAUACAUUUUCCGAAUAUCUUAUAUUACAAUUUGAUUGUUUAAAUACAUUGUCUGAUCAAUUAUUGGAAGAUGUGAAAGUUGCAGUUGAGCCACCUGAAGGAUAUACAUUGGUGUGUGAGAUACCUUGUCCAAAAUUAACGUACAAUGAACCUGGUAUCACUUAUACGGUUCUAAAAUACCCCGAGGAUGUACAAUCGAGCGUUACAUCGAUUCCAACAACUUUGCGUUUUAUGGCUCGUGAUUGUGAUCCAACAACUGGUGUACCAUACGCAGAACAAGGAUACAGUGAUGAAUAUAUGUUGGAGGAUUUGGAAAUAACAUUAGCUGAUCAAAUGCGCGGUGCAGGUGGAAGGGGCGUUGAUUUUAAUGCUGUUUGGGAAGCGGCUGGUACACGUGGAUUUAUCACUGUUGAUGAGACAUUUGCAUUGGGUGCAACGGUAACAACAGUUGAUGAGGCAAUUCAACGUUUAGUUGGUUUCUUAGGUUUAGAAUCAGCCGAACGUGGUGAUCGUGGACAAUCGGGAGCUAUUGAAUUUACAGCAUUACGAGGAAUAUUUCGUGGUGGUAAAGAAAUUUUUGCACGCGCAAAAUUUGCCUUAGCUGAAGGACAAGUUACAAUGCAAUUAUCAGUUAGAUCGCAAGAUCCCGAUGUUGCUGAAUUAAUACUUUCAUCCAUAGGAUAAAUAGAAUUAGAAAUAAAAAAAGAGAAAAUUGUACAGCCUGGAAAGUAGGAGCAACAUUUUAUUAUUAUUAUUAUUAUUAUUAUUAAUAUUAAGGAAUUUUCAAAUUAAAUAAAAUGAAAUUCGUUUUUCUCAA